AUGUAUUGUACCCAAAGGAAGAGACUGAAGCUGAGCCGAGUCAUAUUCCUCCUAUCUGGUGUUCUACUGUGUUGUCUCUACCAGCUGUCUAUCACCUCCAAGCUCUCCCCAGGACCCUGGGAGGGGGGACGCAGUAUUGACACACAAGAGGAGGAAAUUAUAGAUUUAAUGACAACUGAAGUGUACGAUUAUUACUCUGAGACGACUACAGAUGAUGUCACACCCUCCACUACCACUGAGGUCUCAUCAUCAUCAUCAUCAUCCUCAUCAGUGACUACAAUCCGGACUAUCGUUCACUGCAUCUAUGUAGACCCAGAGCCUCCCAUUCAGAUCCCCACCCUGCCCAACCCACCACCCACCCAUCUAGUCCCCAACACCACCCAAUCCUCCCCUGCCGACCCGGGGGACGCCCCUCAUCAGAAAGGAGACUACCCCACUGAUAUCUUCUCCGUGGAGGACCGGAGACGAGGCUGGGUGUCGCUCCACAUCUUCGGGAUGAUGUACAUGUUCGUCUCACUCGCCAUUGUGUGUGACGAAUUUUUUGUCCCCGCGCUCGGCGUCAUCACAGACCAGCUGGCCAUCUCCGACGACGUGGCCGGGGCAACCUUCAUGGCGGCAGGAGGCUCCGCUCCGGAGCUGUUCACCUCUCUGAUUGGCGUGUUCAUCUCUCAUAGCAAUGUGGGCAUCGGGACGAUCGUGGGGUCGGCGGUGUUCAAUAUCCUGUUUGUCAUCGGGAUGUGUGCCAUCUUCUCCAGGGAGAUGCUGCACCUCACCUGGUGGCCCCUGUUCAGGGACGUCUCCUUCUACAUCAUAGACCUGAUCAUGUUGAUAAUCUUCUUCCUGGACAACACCAUCAUGUGGUAUGAGAGUAUAAUGCUGGUGGCUGGCUACAGCUCCUAUGUCUGCUUCAUGAAGUACAAUGAUCAGCUGGAGGCAGCAUUCAAGAACCAGCUCAGGAAACACCAGCACAUCAUUAAUAUCAUCACUGUGGCUGUUGAGGAUGAACCUGACAAGGCAGAUGACAAGACAGCAAGUCAGAAUAGUAGCCCUCCUGCCGCAGAAGACAAGAAACUAUUAAAGUUGAAGCCUGUCCUCCAGAGAGGAGGAAGUUCAGCCUCUCUUCACAACUCCACCAUGAGGAACACAAUCUACAAGCUGAUGAUUCACACACUAGACCCCCUGGGAAACA
Salvelinus namaycush (lake trout) is the source of this 1189-nucleotide messenger RNA. RefSeq names its product sodium/potassium/calcium exchanger 1-like. The transcript is spliced from 6 exons. The annotation marks the transcript as partial. Lineage: Eukaryota; Metazoa; Chordata; Actinopteri; Salmoniformes; Salmonidae. Gene Ontology annotation, cellular component: membrane. Gene Ontology annotation, molecular function: calcium channel activity; calcium, potassium:sodium antiporter activity. The record is from RefSeq and is a predicted model, not a curated record. Gene Ontology annotation, biological process: long-term synaptic potentiation; calcium ion transmembrane transport; intracellular calcium ion homeostasis.